This is a messenger RNA of Protopterus annectens (West African lungfish), 1201 nucleotides long. RefSeq names its product ADP ribosylation factor like GTPase 1 (gene ARL1). The record is from RefSeq and is a predicted model, not a curated record. Gene Ontology annotation, cellular component: Golgi apparatus; cytoplasm. The coding region runs from base 142 to 687 and encodes 181 amino acids. NCBI's taxonomy places the organism in Eukaryota, Metazoa, Chordata, Ceratodontiformes, Protopteridae. Gene Ontology annotation, biological process: intracellular protein transport; vesicle-mediated transport. The transcript has 6 exons. Gene Ontology annotation, molecular function: GTP binding; GTPase activity.
AGGACUCGGACACGUCAUCACAUCCGCAGCACUGGGUGCAGACUCUGACUUCCUAGUCUAACAAGCAGUGGUAGUGGUAGCUGUUAAUUCACUAGAAGCGGAAAAGACGCCUAUAAAGGGAUUAUCAUAAGGGACAACAUCAUGGGUGGCUUUUUCUCUAGCAUUUUCAGCAGUUUGUUUGGUACACGUGAAAUGAGGAUAUUGAUUCUGGGCUUGGAUGGAGCAGGAAAGACAACAAUUCUCUACAGACUGCAAGUUGGAGAAGUAGUUACUACCAUUCCUACAAUUGGCUUUAAUGUUGAAACUGUGACGUAUAAGAACCUUAAAUUCCAGGUGUGGGAUCUGGGCGGACAGACUAGUAUCAGGCCAUACUGGCGUUGUUACUAUUCGAACACAGAUGCAGUGAUUUACGUAGUAGACAGUUGUGACAGAGACAGAAUUGGAAUCUCAAAGUCUGAACUAGUUGCUAUGUUAGAGGAAGAAGAGUUGAAGAAAGCUAUCUUAGUGGUGUUUGCCAAUAAACAGGAUAUGGAAUUGGCCAUGACUCCUACAGAGGUGGCAAAUUCAUUAGGACUGCCUGCCCUGAAGGAAAAAAAGUGGCAGAUUUUCAAAACGUCUGCAACUAAAGGCACUGGCUUGGAUGAAGCUAUGGAAUGGUUAGUGGAAGCCCUGAAGAGCAGACAGUGAAAAUCAAAUGAUUCUGAAAAAAAAAAAAAAAAAAAAAAAAAAGACUGCAGUGACUCCGUUGAAGGCUAGAUAUUAAAAACCCUAAAACCAUGCUUUAUAAGCAGAACUCCAGAUGGGUAUUAAUAUUGAAUCUGCUUUGCUUGGUACCACAUUUUUGGGCCUUGUAUGAAAAUACAAAUCCUUAGAACUGCAGUACUAGUAAUCAGUUUCAGAAUGUUAUUAAACAAUUUGGAGACUUGGGAAACAGGAUUUCACAGGAGCUGAAGUUAUACCCACUUGAACCCAGUAGUAUGCUACUCCACAGCUGUUCCUUGUUGUCCUGUGCAGCAAUUUUUGAGUGAAUUAACCUGUAUUUAUUAAAAUUUUUGUUUUGUAAUUGGACAUGGGUCUGUUUUUGUGAUAUCUUUUUCUUCUUUUUUUAAACAUUUUGACAGAAUAUUUACUUGUUGAUUUGACAAAAUUAAUUUUUCUUUAUUUUGUAAGGUGACACUAAUAAACUUGAUUAUUUAAGUAA